UUGUUGUGGAAGACAAACACACAUUGAUGCAUCAAUGGACUACUGUUUGGGCCUCUGAAUAAGAUGUAUAAAAUAACUAAAUAAAAAUAAUCAUCUUUUUUGAGCAGCAUACAUUAAAAAUGUAACAAAACUCCAUCCUUUAAUUUGAAGACAUGUAUUCUGUUGGUUCCCAUAACAAAUAGAUCAGAAUAUCUAGGUAUUUUUAAAUAGUAUUUUGUGACUUUCUGCUUUGCUCAAGUUUAAAUUUUAUUUUUAUCUUCAUAGUUUUGCUUGAUUAAGAUGUUACAUAUUCAGCUGAUCUGCUUGAUCAGUCUGCAACUUGCAGAAUCUUGAUAAAUUAACCAAUUAAAUAUCGCUCUGUUUUCUUAGUUUUUGCUUCAUUCUUCUUUAAGUUCCAUAAAAAUGCAUAUAAAAAAGCACACAUUGGUAAAUUUGUUCUAGAAUCGCCACUGGAGAUGACAGCACUGGGACUUACAGGGUUAAGUGUGAACUACAAAUUGUACCAAUAGUGAGAAUUUUGACCUGUGAUAGUUUAGCAGAAAAAACAUUCAGAAUGAAUCUGUGUGGACUGCCUUGUCCUUUUGCUUGUGCAGCACAACCUUGUUUUUAAAGGAUUAUAUAAGGAAUAAUUGUAUGACAUUAUUACUACUAUGUAAUAGAAGUGUAAAUAAUGAUUUCCAAACUAUGCAUGCAUUGUUGGUAUCAUUUUGGUUCUAAACAAAAUUUAGCACCGCUCAAUGCGAGCUGCUCAUCUGCUGCUGAGGCAGGAGCAGCUAUUAGCUCGUUUAAAUACCAAGAUAAAGCUCAGAGGGCUUAGAGAGCAAACAACCUGCUUUUUAUUGUGGUAUCAGGAGGAGCGACAAGCGGCAGCACCAUGACGAUCGUCCACUACUGUCUAUUAUUGCUGCUUUCUAUGUUCCUGCUACCAACUUACAGUGAGGCUUUGAAGUGCUACACCUGCAUGGGCUCUGAUAAUGAUGACUGCAACCGACAAGGCUCCAAAUCCUGUCCCAGCUACUCUGACGCCUGUGCGGUGGUGGUGGGCCAUGACAGCGGCGUGAUGAAGUCGUGUUCCUACAAGUCUUUCUGCAGUCAGGCCAGCAGCCAGGGAUACAGAGUGCCAGGGGUCAGAGUUCACUGCUGCUACAGUGACGACUGCAACAUUAAAAGCUUCGCCUCUCCGCUGCCAGGAUUCAACUUUUGGCUACUAUCUCUUCUGCUACUUUUGCACUGACUUUUUUUCACAGGACACACAGACAACCUGAUCAUGCCAACUAGAAUCCAUUCAGCAUUCACAUGCCAACAAAAUGCCAAAAAGACUGCUGGUUUUCACACUUGCUGUCAUCCUACUGACCACUACUCCACUUAACUUUUGUUAAUGUUCUUAUUGGAAUGCAAGGCAUUAAGAAAAUGCUGCAUUCUGACCAGUGAAGUAAUGCUUAUGAACCAUAUAAAUAAGUCAGUCAACUAGCUGCAUCUUUGAUGGCAGAUUAGCUUGGACCAGUUUGCUAAUCACUUAUCAUGGUAUUUGCACAUUUUCUUUCAAAACUUGUAAGAAAAUGGAUCAAAUUGUUUUUAGUUAAAGUGAAAAGCAACAACUAUAUUGAUUUUAGUUAUAUUAAUGUACAUAAAAAAAAUCUAUUUACUGUUUUUUUAUGAUUUCAAAGCAUUGACUAUAUAGUUCAGGGUUGGACCCAACACAACUUCACAAAUUUCCCAGGAAAAAUACAAUAUAUCAGCUUCAAAUUUUAGCUCCUGUCAACAUCAGUUGGUACAAAGCUAUAUUUUUAUUACUCUAAAAUGUCCUUCAUACACAAGGGACACAUUCCAGAGAUGUCUGCAUCCAACUCAGAAAGGACCCUGUUUUAAGCUUUUUACAUAGUCCAAUCAAAUAAGCAAAAUAACAAAGCUCACAUCCAUGCUUGCUUGAAGUGAGAAAAAGCCCCUCACAGACUGUUCACUAGCAUAAUCCUUUUACGCGCCUGUGGCCAGAUGUGUCACUCUGAGAUAAAUUUGCUGUAUUUUGAAGUUACUUGGGGAUUGACUGAUAUUAUGAACAGAAUCUGGACACACCUCACAGACAAAGAGGUGGCAGCAUUUCUGACUGAAGGAAUUCAUGCUUUGAUGUGCAUUAAAGUAUGUCACUUUUUGUGUGUCUUCAUGUAUAUUUAGAGCUGUUAAUCUGAAAUAAUGAAAACGUGAAUGUAAUAUGAAUAGUGUUCAUUCUUGUCAAUAUGUGCAUUUAUUGCUGUGGAUUUUUUAAAUACACUAGUGAGUUAUUGUGUGAAGAUAUAAAGACCCCCAUGUCCUCAGGUCAGUAUUGAAGGUUUACUCGUCAGAUCCUUAUGUCUAUUUAACUUUAGACAUUUAAUGAUUAAGUUUAUUCAUUUUUCAUAGUGGUCAUAACACAACAAACAAUUUCAAUGGUUUUUUUUAAAACAUAAAUUUAGAAUGUGAAUUUUAAACCUAUUGUGGAUUUGUUUUAUACCAGAAACAGGCUUCAAUACAAAUACACUACACUUAAUAUUUGGUUGAAAGUCCCUGAGAAAAUUGGAGAAACAAAAACAAAAACAAGAUUUGUAGCCAUGAACAAGAUUCUGACAACAUUUUGGUUGAAUAUUUGAGGACUCAAGUUUAUUUUAGAGCUUGUUUAGUCUUUGUUUUUGUGGUCUGGGUGCUUUUUUGAAACUUUAAGAAAGGUAUUAAGUCAGCUUUCUUCCAGGAUCCUAUUGCAAAACCAGCUGAGUUUGCCCCAAUACCAGUUUUGAUGCAAGUUUGAAUUUCAACUGCAUAGAACUGAGAGGUGAUAUGGAUUAAAAAAAUUUAUCACAAUAACUUGUGGUAUUUCCUGUGAUAACAAUAAAACCGAAGUGAAAUUACUACAUUCAACAGUUUUCACAAUAACACUACAACAAAUAACUACCCUUUCUGUUUAAUUGUUGAUUUUGGGUAGAACAAUCUGGAAGCAAUCUUCCAUCUUCAUUAAUCCAAUAACUUUGUGCCAUUGCACAACACAACUUGCACAACAAAUUAUGUAACACAAAGUUGCAUUAUUAUCCGGGAGCCAACAACAUCUUGACACUUUUGGUGCACUGUUCUUAGGUUUGGAUGGAUGGAUGGAUGGACGGACGGAUGGACGGACGGACACACACAUCAUCUUUAUGGAAUGGGACAGAUAAUUAAGUCUGACAAUAAAAAUAUUUUCCCAUA
Molecule: messenger RNA, 3210 nt
Organism: Poeciliopsis prolifica (blackstripe livebearer)
Lineage: Eukaryota; Metazoa; Chordata; Actinopteri; Cyprinodontiformes; Poeciliidae
Gene: ly6pge
Product: lymphocyte antigen 6 family member pge
Exons: 3
Coding region: 875-1234 (119 amino acids)
Source: RefSeq, a predicted model, not a curated record